AUGCUAGCUCCUCUGCUCCCCAGGCCUCCCACCCCCCUGGCGGACCGUGCCUUCUCCACCUUUCCGUCCUUCGGCUCCGUGGGCGCGUGGCUGGAGGCCCUGGACCUGGGCCGCUACAAGGACAGCUUCACCGCCGGUGGUUACGGGAGCCUGGAGGCCGUGGCCGCCAUGGCCGCCCAGGACCUGGUGAGCCUGGGCAUCUCGUCGGCGGAACAUCGAGAGGCCCUCCUCAGCGGGAUCAGCGCCCUGCGGGCACGCGUGCUCCAGCUGCAAGGCCAGGGGGUGCAGGUGUGAGCCGCUCUCCUUCCAGGCCAUGACCGCAGGCCUCACAGGGACCCUGGCACGCGGCACCCCUGCGGGGUGGAAGGGAGCGCGCUCUCCCUGCGCUCGGGCCCAGGGCUUGUUUGGGACCACAGUUCCCCUCAUUUCACUGCCUACUCCUCCCAUUUUCCCCAGUCUGAACACCUUGGCUGACUCAGUCCCCUUGGCCAGAGGGUUUAAAUCCCUGGGGAGAACCCCUGCGAUAACAGCAGGAGGCAAUGCAGGGUUCCAGAGACCACGGUGGGCAGGACGGAGAGGGAAGACGUAGCUUUAAAUAGCCUGGUUCAUGUUUUUCUGUCUUCCGCACCCACUGGGGCCUGGGGCCUACCCCAGUGGGUGCCCCUUUUUCCCACAGGCCUAUUGGGCAGUUGGCAGCAUGGGUCCCUAAUAAGCUCCCAUGAGACUCGGCAGGGGCCACAGCUGCUUGGCAGCCCACCCUGAAGGGCCUGGAGAGGCAAGGGCCUCAGCUCCCUGCACUUGGGCUCGGCCCUGUCUGCACACUGGUCCUGAGGCCCAGGCAGCGAAGGUGGUGCUGAGCUCCGGUGCUGGACCCCAAGGGCCCCGAUUCAGGAGCCAAUUUCUGCUUCCCCUGCCUUUGGGCUGCGAGUUCAGGGUGAGGGUGAGGGCCCUGGCUAGGCCAUCAAGGUCCUGGUGCUUCCCUGAGGUCCAGCUAGGCCUCCCCUUCGCAUUCCUUUUCUAGAAGAGCAUGAGGUGAGAUGUUUUCUCCCCCGGAGGACCCGUGAGCUUUGCUCUCCUGCCUCAGGGGAUGGUGAAGAGAUCCUUGGGGGUGGACCUUCUCUCUCUGACAGGCUCUGAGCCACACUGUGCAGAGAGGAAAGUCGGAGGCUGGUGGAGGAGUCAGGGCCAGGGCUGGGGUUGGAACGCAUGCCCUCAACUCCCAGUCCGAGGGAGAGAGAGUCCCUGGUCCUACCUUGUGAUACCAACACUCUUCCCCGAGGAAGCCCGAGGGUACUCUGAGGUGACCGCCUCUUGCGAGUGCUGUCUCCUGGGCACCCCUCAGCCUCCCAGGGAGCACCUUCUCCCUCUGGCUUCUGUGGGGCUCUGGCAAGAGUGGCCACACUGAGCUAACUUGAGUUCUGUAUCCAGAAGGGCUUCCCAGAGGCGGUGGUGAUCGAGAGGCCACGGCAGGAAGGCAGCUGGUCUGGACAGGAUUCCUGGGGCUGCAUUUGUCUAGGUCACCCCUGACAUAGGCCCACUCUGGGCUUGGCUGUGUGGGGUGGGGUGGGGUGGGUGGGAAGGAGGAGCCAAGGGGGAGAAGAAGGGGGUGAAUGAAACAUGGAGCUGGCCCGUGGAGGGCUCAGCCUAGGUGGGGAGACAAGCUCAGGCACUGAGAAGUACAACAGGGGUGCCUUCCAAAGGUGCCCUGGGCCCCACAGGAGACCUUGGGGUCUGUGGGCCAGUGGGCCUGAGGGCAGAUGGACACUCGUGAUUUGUGUCUAUGGAGGUGUGUCUGGAAAGGCUUCUUGGCUGAGAGGCUGAUGCAUAAGUUGAACAAGGCUUUGCAGGUGGGGGUGGGGGGCGUCUGUCCUGGGGGGUGGAGUUUUGCAUAGGCCAGGAUGGACAGCCUAGGGUAAGAGGCAUCCAAGCUGAGGGGCUGGCACAAGAAGGAGCCUGGAGGCUGGAAAUGCAGCGCAGUUUUGGGGAGCGCCCAUGGUGGGGGACAGUGCCUCACAUCAGUGCCUUUGGCCUCACCCUGCCAGCAGCAGCUCUUCUCUCCUUGGAGCCCCUCGCUCCGCCCCCUACCUCCUAGGCAGCCGCCCCAGUCAGGGACUUUGAGGGCAUGGGGGAGCUUGACCUACUGCUUCCACCUUGGACAGGGAUGGAGUGUCCCUUGCCAGCCGCCCUGUGGACUCACCCCUCCCCCCAUCCAAGCUUGGAAAGGACGUGAGGACCGGUGUCCAGUCUUGGGUGGAGGGAGCCUCAUCCCUGUCUCCAGCUACAUCAGUUAUGCUCUAAAGGCCAAACCCCCCUCCCCCUCCCCUAGCUAUUCUGCAGAGGGGCCCCCUGGCUGUGUUAGCAGGACUUCGGUGUCCAGGGUAGACCUCCCCUCCACGGAGGAGUGAGGUCCCAUAAUCCUGAGGGGUCCCAGACCUCUGCCCUGCACGGAUGCGGGCUGAUGGCUCUCUGGGAGCCCUCUACAGAUCUAUUUUUAUAUGGAACUUGUUCACUGGACAGAGGGAGGUGGCCUGCAACCCUCCAGCUCCCCCAUCUGAGCGCAUCCAGGGAGGGAAGGGGCUGGUGGGGGGGGUGGUUCCUUUGGCUAAUUCUGGAGAUGUUUUUAUAUUUCAUGGAUUCUAUA
Ailuropoda melanoleuca (giant panda) is the source of this 2641-nucleotide messenger RNA. RefSeq names its product ephrin type-A receptor 10-like. Gene Ontology annotation, cellular component: plasma membrane; dendrite. The record is from RefSeq and is a predicted model, not a curated record. Gene Ontology annotation, biological process: protein phosphorylation; ephrin receptor signaling pathway; axon guidance. Lineage: Eukaryota; Metazoa; Chordata; Mammalia; Carnivora; Ursidae. Bases 1 to 294 code for a protein of 97 amino acids. The transcript has 3 exons. Gene Ontology annotation, molecular function: transmembrane-ephrin receptor activity; protein binding.